AUGACGCAGCGCAACCGGGAUCAUGUGCGUUAUAUAUGGUUCUGUAUAGAGCUUGAGCGAUACAACUGCCAAAAAUGCGAUUCUUUUGAUCCUAGAGACUAUCAGACGAAUAAAAGCGAGAACAAGCUCAUUUUGGAAUCGUUUCAGUCGCUAUUCACAGCUUUGGCCACAUGGGAGCCAAAUGGGAGCCUGACCCUCGAUAUUAGCCUGUACUCGAAGAGCGACAAUGAGCACGCAUUCAAGUACCUAACCUUUAUGCCCGACGCUACGGGACACCAGGUCGAGCCAAUGUCGAUCGCCGGAAGCGAGGAGCCCGAAAAGCACCGAUGGGAAACGACUGCAUUGGGGUCUAUCCCGCCAGUACAAAGUCUUGAACGUCUCUUUGGACAUGUCUGGAUCCCAAUUAGGGAUGAAAGAAAGUGUUGGGCGCAGACACCAAAGGUCCCGGCCGUGACACGUCUUGAAAUGAGGCUACAGACUUAUCGCCGAUGGGACACGUUGACAGUCUCCCAAAUUCUUUCCCACCUUCCUAACCUACGUGAAUUCCACUAUGAGAUAUGGAUGCAGUGGUUUACCGAGCUUCACGCGAUCUGGAUUAGAUCGUUGCUUGCACUUCUUUCUGCUACCGAAGGGCUGGACAAGUUAACAAUUUUUGAAAACUCUAACCAACAAUACUCGCGCUAUUUUCUAAGAGGAAACUCACCAGCACAUGCUCCCACUAUUGAUCUCAGUCAGAAGCUUGCCCGAGUGAAUCUCGGCGUAGAAGUCCUCUCAGCUUCAUUCGUAGUAGAUGCUGCAGAGUUUUUCUCUGAGUUUUCAACAUGGCCAAACCUAAGCCACCUUACCCUCACCUCCCAGCUUCUAGCACCCACAACAUGUCCUACAAAGAUUAUGGAUCUUCUUCAAGCAGCAGCAUCUGCAGCUUGUCGCAUGCUCAAGCUCAAGAUGAUGGAAUUAUGGUAUGGACGAGAGGGGCUGGCGGCUUUAUUCAAGUAUGAGUUUAUCCCUGGCCAUUUGCGGCAGUCUGUUGUUACUUGGCGGGCAACAUGGUGUAUGAGUAUACAGCCUCGAGUGCUUGAGGCGUGGGAGGGGGUUGUACGCAACGGUGGUGGAUAUCCUGGCGGCGUCGAUGUGGUAUAUGAGACGGUCAACGACCACAUCACAUCACAUGCUGAUGCGAUUGUCAGCCUGAAGCUAUCAGAGACAGUGCUGCGGCCCAUCUCUUUACAGCAGAUUAAGAGAGAGCAGAACUUUGUCAGUUCCUUGACAGUCUAA
This is a messenger RNA of Trichoderma aggressivum f. europaeum, 1275 nucleotides long. RefSeq lists its product as uncharacterized. NCBI's taxonomy places the organism in Eukaryota, Fungi, Ascomycota, Sordariomycetes, Hypocreales, Hypocreaceae. The coding region runs from base 1 to 1275 and encodes 424 amino acids. The record is from RefSeq and is a predicted model, not a curated record. The transcript is spliced from 2 exons.